Molecule: messenger RNA, 1377 nt
Organism: Mandrillus leucophaeus (drill)
Lineage: Eukaryota; Metazoa; Chordata; Mammalia; Primates; Cercopithecidae
Product: putative killer cell immunoglobulin-like receptor-like protein KIR3DX1
Exons: 9
Coding region: 1-1377 (458 amino acids)
Source: RefSeq, a predicted model, not a curated record
AUGGCCCCCAAACUCAUCACCCUCCUGUGUCUGGGAUUCUGUCUGAACCAGAAGAUCUGCACACAUGUGGGUGCUCAGGACGAAUUCUCCCUGUCAGCCUGGCCGAGCCCUCUGGUUCCCCUAGGAGGACGUGUGACUCUCUCCUGUCAUUCCCGUCUUCAGUUUGUCAUGUUCACAAUAUUCCAAACAACUGGGAGCCGAGUCCGUGAGUUGUACACUGGCCUUUCCAACCACGUCACCAUCAACCCUGUGACCCCAGGACACGCAGGGACCUACAGAUGUGCUGGAAUUUACAAGCACACCUCAAAACAGUCAGCUGGGAGCAAAUCUCUGAAGAUCAUCGUCACAGGCUUGUUCACCAAACCCUCCAUCUCAGCACACCCAAGCUCCCUGGUGCACACAGGAGCCAGGGUGAGCCUGCGCUGUCGCUCACCACUGGCCUUUGAUGAAUUUGUCUUAUACAAAGAGGAGCACACGCAGCACUCUCAGCAGCUUGACGAGGGGAUGGAGGCUGGGAGCCACCACGUCCAGGCUGUCUUUUCCAUGGGUCCUAUAACGCCUGCCCAUGCAGGAACCUACAGAUGCUGUGGUUCUUUCAAUCACUCCCCCUAUGAGUGGUCGGCUCCCAGUGACCCCCUGGAUAUUGUGAUCACAGGAAAAUACAAAAAACCUUCUCUCUCCACCCAGGUGGACCCCAUGAUGAGGUUGGGAGAGAAGCUGAACUUCUUCUGCAGCUCUGAAAUCUCAUUUGACCGGUACCACCUGUUCAGAGAUGGGGUUGCUCAUGGACAGUGGCUCAGUGGAGGGCAGAGGCACAGUGGAGCAUUCCAGGCCCACUUUUCUGUGGGCCCCGCAACGCCAGUCCCCGGUGGGACCUAUAGAUGCUAUGGUUCUUUCAAUGACUCUCCCUAUGAGUGGUCAGCCCCCAGUGACCCACUGCACCUUUGCGUCACAGAAAACACUAAGAGUACUCCUCUGUCAUUCGUGGAAUCCACCCCUGAAUCUGACACACAUCUUCCUCAAGGACAGUCCAGCAACAACCUGAAUAUCUUCAUUGGACUCUCAGUAGCCAUCAUCUCCAUUGGCGUAUGCCUCUCUGCUUUUAUCGGUUUCAGGUGUUACAUAAAAUAUUACACCACCAUGGCAAACACAGAGCCCACGGAAGGCCACCGGAUGGAUGAAGAGGGCCCUCCAGCGGAAGAGACACAGGAGGUGAUGUAUGCCCAGUUAAACCACCAGACCCUCUCCCAGACAGGACUCACUCCUGCCUCCCCGUGUCCCAAGUACCUCUCGGAGGAUCCCAGUAUCUACGUCACCGUCCACCAAGCCCAGGCUGAGGCCAGAGCUGCCCCCAGUCUUUGCCACAGAGGUCAUUAA